AUGUCCCGUGUGAUUCUUCCCCUCUGUAUCUCUUUUCAAUGUCUUCAAAGUCCCUCUGUGAUUCUUCCCUGUGUAUUCUCUUUCUCUUCAAUGUCCCGUGUGAUUCUUCCCUUCUGUAUCUCUUUGUCUUCAAUGUCCCGUGUGAUUCUUCCCUCUGUAUCUCUUGUCUUCAAUGUCCUGUGUGAUUCUUCCCUCUGUAUCUCUUGUCUUCCCCUUGUGAUUCUUCCUUCUGUAUCUCUUUGUCUUCAAUGUCUCGUUUCUUCCCCUCUCUAUCUCUUGUCUUCCAAUACGUGUAGUUCUUCCCUUCUGUAUCUCUUGUCUUUGUGUCCCGUCUUCCCCUCUGUAUCUCUUGUCUUGCUGUCCCGUGUGAUUCUUCCCUCUGUCUUGUCUUCCAAUGACCCGUGUGAUUCUUCCCCUCUGUAUCUCUUGUCUUCAAUGUCCCGUCUUGAUUCUUCCCUCUGUAUCUCUUUGUCCCGUGUGAUUUCUUCCCUCCCUAUCUCUUGUCUUCAAUGUCCGGUGUGGUUCUUCCCCUCUGUCUCUUGUCUUCACUAUCCGUGUGAUUCUUCCCUCUGUCUCUUGUCUUCAAUGUCUCUUCCCUCUGUCUUUGUCUUCAAUGUCCCGUGUGAUUCUUCCUCUGUCUCUCUUUGUCUUCAAUGUCCCGUGUGGGAAAGUUCUUCCCUGUAUCUUGUCUUCAAUGUCCCCGUGUGA
Acanthosepion pharaonis is the source of this 708-nucleotide messenger RNA. The record is from the annotation of a GenBank genome assembly. Lineage: Eukaryota; Metazoa; Mollusca; Cephalopoda; Sepiida; Sepiidae.